This is a messenger RNA of Xiphophorus hellerii (green swordtail), 6861 nucleotides long. RefSeq names its product MFNG O-fucosylpeptide 3-beta-N-acetylglucosaminyltransferase (gene mfng). The record is from RefSeq and is a predicted model, not a curated record. Gene Ontology annotation, cellular component: Golgi membrane. The transcript is spliced from 8 exons. Bases 405 to 1496 code for a protein of 363 amino acids. Gene Ontology annotation, biological process: pattern specification process. Gene Ontology annotation, molecular function: O-fucosylpeptide 3-beta-N-acetylglucosaminyltransferase activity. NCBI's taxonomy places the organism in Eukaryota, Metazoa, Chordata, Actinopteri, Cyprinodontiformes, Poeciliidae.
UCCAUCCUACGUGACGCUACGGUGCCAGGCGGCGUUAUGAGCAGGGCUCUGACUCUAAAGACAGAGAAAUUCAUGGUAGGGGCUUUCCCCCCCCAACUUUUACAAUGGAUUAUUAUGAAUUCAUUGUAUUUAUACAAUGACAUUUUUUUUUUAAUCCUCCUCCCCUCCCCCCCAAAAAGAUCAGGAUUAUGAAAUCUCUCUGAUUGUCAUGAAACCGUCAGAAGAGUUGAGAGCAUAAAAGGAACUGUGACGGUAAAGAAGGAAGAAGACACACUGAUGGAGGAGGAACCGCUGCAAAUUUAGUCCGAAAACGUUUGGAUUAAAAUGAGAAAAACGGAGUUAUAAUAGUUUAAUAUCUUUGAGGACUUUUUUGUUUUGUUUUGUUUUUAUUUUUUGGGUGCACCAUGCGCAAUAGAUGGACCCGCCGGAGCCUGGUUGUCCUGGUUUUUACAUUCUUCAUCGUUGUCUUUGUGGAUUUCCAAUUACGCACCAGCAGCUUUACCAAAUCAAACGUGGCUCACCGCCCGUCGGCCGGCGCGCGCCACGGCUCCAUCGGGCAGGUUCCCUCCGCACACAGCUCGGUUCAUAACAGCAGCAGCAGCAUCAACGGCGGCGGAAGAGAAUCCAAACUCAGUGAAAAUAACGGAGGAGAGUCGGUGGCUGAGCGCGUCCACGCCACGCAGCCCAAACUCAGACUGGAUGACAUUUACGUGGCUGUAAAAACCACCGCGAGGUUCCACAAGACGCGUCUCGCGCUCCUUUUGGACACUUGGAUCUCAAGGACCAAGGCGCACACAUUCAUUUUCACAGACAAAGAGGAUGAAGAAUUAAGUUCAAAGGGUUAUAACAUGGUGGUAACGGGGUGCCAAUCAGAUCACAGCCAGCAGGCUCUGUCCUGCAAGAUGUCCGUCGAGUACGAUGGCUUCAUGGCCUCAAACAAGAGGUGGUUUUGCCACGUUGACGACGAUAACUAUGUGAACCCCGAGGGUCUCCUCUCUCUGCUCUCAACGUUCCCCCAGGAGGGCGAUAUCUACGUGGGCAAGCCGAGUCUGGACAAACCCAUCACUGCUCACGAACUGCUGGACGGAAAUAAAACGGUGAACGUGCGGUUCUGGUUCGCCACGGGAGGUGCCGGGUUCUGUCUGAGUCGAAGGCUGGCAGAAAAGAUGUCUCCUUGGGCCAGCGGCCCGCACUUUGAGCGGACAUCGGCCAGAAUCCGUCUCCCGGACGACUGCACCGUGGGCUUUAUCGUCGAGAAGAUGCUGGGCGUCGCCAUGGUCCACUGUCCUUUGUUCCACUCGCAUUUAGAAAACCUGCUUCUAAUAAGUCAAAGAAGCCUCCCGCAGCAGGUAACCCUGAGCUAUGGGAUGUUUGAGAAUAAGAUGAACAGCAUCGAGGUAAAGGGAAGCUUUUCUAAGGAGGAGGACCCCUCCAGGUUUAAAACUGUCCACUGCAUCCUGUAUCCUUCCACCAGCUGGUGUCCUCCGGUCACUUGAGAGAAAGCUCUUUUCCUGCUGGGUAAAAAGAAAGAAUCGUUCCCUGGAUAUUUUUUCUUCUGCGCAGAGGGGGGAAAAAAAACAUGAUUUAUUUUCAUGGAAUACAGAAGGAACUGGGGUCGAACCAAAUAUUCAACAUGAUGAAACUGUGUCCUCCCACAACUCAUGAAUGGGUUGCAUGUUCGGUGUAAAGCACUGUAAAGACAUCUCCUCUAUUCUUUCGCUGCUGUUUUUAAACCUGCUACAAAAAAUAAUGUUUUGUCUCUUUUUACUUUAACUUAAGCACUUACUAAAGGGAAGAAAUAUGUGAUUUUUUUGUUUUCAAGAUUUUCAUGACUUCUUGGCAGAGAUUUCUGGAUAAUAAUGUUUCAGUUGAACAGAAAUGACUUUUUUGUAAUGUGAAUUAUGCUUCUAAUUGUCAACAAUGUUCAUUAAUCAAUGCGGGUAGCAAUAAAGUAAUGCGAGCCGUUACGGGUCGAGCCGACGCGCCGUCGUGGUGUGUUUACUGUUCUGAAGGAGAUAUCGUCCUUGCACCUACAGCAUGAAGCCUGCACACAAUGAACCGCCUUGACUCACAUCUCCCUCGGCCAAACCUCUCAUCCUCUCCUUUAUUUUCUCACUUCCUCCCUCCCUCCAUCCCUCCACCCCUCCAUCUGUCUCGCUGCCCACCGCUCCCACCUCCUUUCCUUUCCGUUUGCUACGCAUCAGCCGUAUUCCUGAACACCUCGAGGCGGAGAGCGCCCGAGAGCAAAACGCUCUUCCACUCUUCCCUGAUUGUCAUGUUUAUUUUUGAAAUUCAUCCCCCCACCCUCACCUAGCCCCCGCUCCUUCACAUUGACAGCAAAACACUCAAAGUGCGACGAUGAGAGCAACCGACGUUCCCGGUCUCCUGUUGAGAGAAGAAAGCGGCCUGCGUUCGCAGGGAAAGGAAAUCUCAUCAAGUCGGACAGGUCGGGUUCAGAAUACCAACGGCGCGAUGAUAUGCACGCAAUCAGGCGUCAGGGUAGGAAUGAACGGCGGGGGCCGUGCGAAGAGCACCUGAGGAGAGUGAUGACACCCCGCUCGCCGGCCCGUAGUUUGCUUGUUUGGUGUGAAUGGAGAUGUGAUGAAUACAAAUAACGUUGUGGGAAGCGUCCGGGUCUGACCUUGCCUGCAGAAGACGGAAGUUAGUUUGGAGAGAGCGUGUGACUUUAAGAGAUAAUGAUGGAAGCAUGAAGACCCACUUGAGAGGAGUAAAUAGGAAGUUGAGUUGAUGGGAAAUGUAAAGUCGAUUGAUGGGAAAAGUGAUGGGUUUUUUUUCCUCCUACAUUUGUUUAAUUCAGUGUGUUUCACAUUUUAUCAGUGGGAAAUAAGAUGUUGAAGUAUGGAAAUGUUUAACUGCCAGAGCUUGGACAAAAAUUCGGACAACUUUCAAGUCAUAGCAAGAUUUUUAAGAAGUUAUUACGAGACAUAUCUCAGUAAAAUUUAAAAAUCUUUUCCUGUAAAUAAGACCGAUUGUAACAAAACACUAAGACAGUAACAUCUGAUUUUUUUAUAUGUCAUCUAGAAGAAAUGGGGUAAAAAGAAGAGACAUAAGUCGGCACCUGUCAGAGGAGAGUGUCGUUACAUCUCGUUAAAAUUAGAAAGUUUUCUUAUUUCAACGAGUUUUGUAUCUUGUUAUAAUGAGAAAGUUUGUCGUGUUAACUAGUUUUGUAUCGACAGCGAUAAAGUUUUCACGUUUCAUCAGGUUUUGCAGCUAUAAUGAGAAUUUUUUUGCGUUUCAACAGGUUUAGUAUCUCUUUAAAACGAGAGUUUUCUUGUUUUAUUGAAAAACUUUCUUGUUAUAGUGAGAUACUGCUCUUGAAUACAUUUCCCAGCUCUGGCAGUGAAACGAUUCCACACUAAAGAGUUCAUAGUGAAGCUCUUUAAAGGUAAAAAAAAAAAAAAGUCAUGUUGGUGAUUGUCAUAAUGGAAAGGGAAAUGUCAUAUGAGCUCUCAGGAUAAUCUGGAUGUGUUGUACAUCUUUAUUUGGGGGGAGAAUUCAGAUUUCACCCAUCAGAUUUGGUCUGAUGGGUUUGACUGAGACAUAUGUUUGAAAGCAAAGUUAUUUGAGAAACAAAUCUUUGUUUUUGUGUGUGUGUAUGUGUGUGUAUAUUUUAUUGUUAAGGCUAAGGAUGGCAAACAGUGAUGCGUAUAUAAUUCAUGCCUACGUCGAAGCAUGUCGCCUCGAGAAUCACAAAGUUCACUGAAACCUCCGGCCUGCCUUGGCCGUAUGCAUUUAAACUACGUAGAAUUUAUCCUUACGUGACACCAGAAACUUGAUUUUGGGUUUAUCAGAGAAUAACAGUGGAAAGCAAAAAAGAACAAAGACACUUUGUAUUUCACAAUAAACAUGUAUGAUUAAGAGGAUUUCUCAAAUAAAUCAGAUGGACCCCUGAAACGUAAACGGCUUUCAGUUUACACACGGACCUUCUCAAUGAGUUCUUCACUCUUUAAUCUACUCUUGGAAUGGAUUUAUAUUAACAUCUUCUUUAAAAUGUGUGCAGACAAGCUUUGGCACUGCUACAGUUCCAUAUGUUCGUGUCAUAUACGCAACAAACUGUUUAAACGCACAGAUUGAUGGGGUUUUUCCCCCUUCUUUCAUUUACUAGGAAUUACAGUGGCAGAAAAUUCAGGUAUUUAAAAUGAUGUCUAAUUAUAUAACACUUAUCCCUUUGCAUAAAUAAGAGAUUUUUAAAUUGAGUUUUUUUUUGUGGUCUGCUAAUCCGUGAGGUCUCAAAGAAGCCUUCCCAUGUGUUGUGUCUGCACGGCUUUCCUUUUUGCCCUUCUUUUGGUGGUGCCCAAAGGGGUGAGAGGUUUGUGUCCCCCUGCCCACUGCUUGCCUUUGACCCGAGUAUAGUAGAUUUAAGGCCCCUGCUGUCCAUAAUCAGGACUAACUGUGGGAGCAGGGGACCGGGUCAAUUGGAAGCAGAGUGUUACAGCUGUCAGAGGAGCGGUGCCUCUCGUCUCCUCUGUCCGUCACAUUAAAUCGAUGGGGGCUUUUCAAAGGGCAAGAGAGGAAGAAAUGAUGCCCAGGAAGAAUAAAAUGAUGGAGGAGCCAACGGGGGGACACUGACAGCUAGGCAGAUUUCUUUUUUAAUGUUUUUCCCUAAUAAAGACACAACACACAUAAAAUCCUCAAAGAUUUGGCAAACCUUGAACAGCACGUAGGCAUAACAGGCGAUUCUCUACAGCUGCUUUUGUCCAGUUUAUCCAGCAGGAGGUUCUCAGUCCACAUCAGUGAAUCUCCACAGGGCUUCCUUUUAAGCCAUUUGAGUUUUUUUUUUUAAAAGGUAUGCUGCAUUUUUGUUUCUUUUUUUAAUAUAUAUUUUCCCUUCCAAGGGUUUAAAAGUACUGAAAGGAUUGUAUAUAUUCUACAAGAAUGAAGAGAAUUCCUGUCAGUCAUGUCAGUCUUUCCUUACAGGCUUGGCUGGGGAGUUCUCACAACUUGUGUUAUCUGGGAGGAACUUUUGUCUUGUGCAGUCUCAUCAACUUGAAGCGGGUAUGGUCAAUGUGGAAAAGCACAUUUCCACAUUGUGCUUUUUCCACAUUGUGCUGGGGAAACUGGGAAUGGUUCCCCACUGGUGCAGACUGUCCAGACGUUGUCCUCAUCUUGCCACUUCCAACAAAAGAACACAUUCAAAAGCACUCUUGAUCUACAAAAUCAGAACAUGCAACGCUCACGAUGACCUUAUUGUGUCGUAUUCCCAACGAUUCUUAUUUUGUUUUUUUGUUUGUUUCUUAACAUUCUUAAUGUUUAAGCCCCACCACAUCUGCUCUUAGGUCACACAUUCAUUUUUCUUUAGAUGUUCCAAAAACUAAACUACAAAAUUGUGAUAUUGCUUUUGUUGUUAUGGCUUUUAUUGACAAAAAAAAUCCCCCAAAACUUUAAAAAUUUGACCGGGUCAUUUUUAUGACUGACUUUUAUUCCUUGGCAUUUGUUUGUUGUCUACAUGUAUUUUGAUUCUACUACAUCUACUACUGCAUUUUACUGUUUUCUUAAAUUAUUAUACUACUUUGUUAGUCUUUACUCAUUCUUACUGCCUCUUUGUUUUGUGGUUUUACUCUAUUGCGAAUAUUUCUUUAUUGCUCUUGAAUAAUUUUAGGCAUUGCUGCGCAGCUCUUUUCUGAAAGUUAUAUAUAUGUAAAAUCAACCAUAACAUUCGUACCAUGGUAUAACCAGCGCUGCCUUUGGUAUCAACAUGUCCUACACGUGUAAUCAUCCUGUAAAAGUCAUCAACUUACCCGACAGCUGGAGUUUUCUCACUCCACGACAUCAUCUUGUCUGGUUUUCAGCGGCUGAAGUUUCUCUCUCUCUCCAUGGUCCUGCGGGUCAAACAGUCCCCAGUAAGUGGACAAUCUGUACUCCUCUGCAGUUACAUCGCCACGUAAGCAAGUUUGCUGUGGUUCGAUUCUCAGUGUAGGAGUUCCUGGUCAACCAGGCAACCCAUUACCUCCUGCUUCUGGAGUAUUCCCAGUUUGCCUAUCUGGCCUCUGGCCUUCCUGUCUAUCCUGCAGGUCCUGUUCUUCAUCUUGCACAUUUUCUUGGUCAUUAAAUCUCUCAUACCUCUUCCUGGAUUGUGGUCUGAGUUCUGGGUCCAAUGCAUAUAUUGCCUGUUUUUGCAUUUAAAAAAAAAAAAAGACUUGAUUUUUGUAUGUUAAUAAUGCAUUUGCCAGGGGAAAGAGUUUGUGGAUAAACCUGUGGUUGGUAAGUAAUUUUAAAGUACAUUUGACUUUCUGUUGUGUUUUCAGUUGUCGGGGUUUAAAUCUGGCAUGUGUGUAUUUCUGAAAAGUAGACUCCUAAAAAUUUGGUCAAACAAUCAUUUGGCAAGAAAAAUGGUGCUAAUUUUGACAUGAUUUGUCAAUUCAGCUACUGAAUAAAAAUAUGAAAUUGAGGAUGUCUUAUUCCAAACAGCAGUGGCAGAACAUUCAAGAUUACUACUGAACAAGACAGAACUCGCCCUUCCAACACAUGGCAAUAACUUUGUCCACAUUUGCUUCUUUUAGAUUAAGUUUGACAUUUUCUUCUCUUCCAGUGUCACCAUUAGUGCCAAACGUUUUCUCUAAUUCUUGAAUGGUCCCACAUUUAACCAGGCACUAAAAAUGCAACACAUUAAACCCAAAUCGUUUUUGAAAAGUAAAAAAAAAAGAAUUCAAAGAAUGGACUUUAAAAAGACAACAACUCUAGGCUCUGUAGGUUAUUAAAUUUUUAGAACCUGUUAGUUUUUUGAACAUUGUCUUUGGCGCUGUCUAAGAACUCUGUCAAAUAUGUUUAGACACUCUAAAACCUCUGUGCCAGUUUUGUUUUAUUUGAGAUAUAAGAUCUAUUAAAGUGCUUCUGCUUCUC